GUAGUUUCAUACAAUCUCAACUCCGCAAUAGUUGCCGCCCAAAAACAUCUCAAGCGCCAGUGUUUAAUGCAAGGUAGUAGCAACCAGCCUUUCCCCAACGACAUGAUUCCGGAGGAUUACAGCCAAUAGCGUGCUGGGACUGUGCCAUAUUAGUGCAAUCUUACCAGCGAAUGUUGAAUUCAUUGGCCAACAUAGGUAGUUCCAACAAGCCCGAGUCCCAUCAGUAUCACUUCACAUUUGCCGCCGAGGUCUCCCAUGUGCUCUCCGAGGUUUCUCCCAAGUUCCCACGAUCCCCAAACAUUAAACCUCACCAUGUCGAGCUCUGAGCUAUACCGAGUUUUUAAGCUCAAGUUCAAGCUCGCCAUUCAGGACCCCGACAUGCCAAGCCCUCGGUAUCACACGGUCAUUUUCGUCGAGACAAAUGCUCAGGGCCCAGGCACCGGCAUGAAGCACCACGUCACCGGUGAUAUCGUCAACGGCAUGUCCUACGAAUCAGAUCCGUACCAAAACGCCCAUAUAUCCGAAACUCGCCACUCGAGAGAAGUCAUCGGCUAUACCAGGGCUUCUACUUAUCCGCACGCCUGGGACAGAAUCCUCAGCGCUCUCCCAGCUCCCCCGAAGCAGAAGGCUUUCAACCCCAAAACCAUGAAGACGGAGCCGGUCAAGGAUUGGAAUCCGUUGGCUUUCUACCAGCCUGGGGAGCCUCGUCGGCCGCUGGUGAAAUGCACCGAGUGGACGGAAAAUCAGGCAAUCCCCGCCCUAUUUAACGAAGGACUGGUUCAAGCAUCUCCCUAGUGUGUCAGGGGUUGCUAUCCCGCAUGUACAGCAGAAGAUUGGAUGUAAUGUCCGGAAUGGCUAUAAUAUGUACACUUGAACGACUCUGUUUUCGGAGACUGCAAAGAGCUAGUCUAGUGUACUGUCAACAGAGACCCCAGUGCCUAUAAAAUAUAGCGACCUCGACCCUGGAGGGUGGGGGGGCGGCGCGGUGUCAGGAGAAUGCAGGCUUGUUACGUUUCUUUCCUUUUUCUUUUCUCUUGACACGGGAUGUUUCCUGGGAAGAAUGAUGCUGCUCAAC
Phialemonium atrogriseum is the source of this 1075-nucleotide messenger RNA. RefSeq lists its product as uncharacterized. Bases 256 to 795 code for a protein of 179 amino acids. The transcript has a single exon. The record is from RefSeq and is a predicted model, not a curated record. Lineage: Eukaryota; Fungi; Ascomycota; Sordariomycetes; Cephalothecales; Cephalothecaceae.